GCGAGGGUAGCUGACGAUCAGGGACGUCCCACACCCAGCCUAGCCCCCUCUUUACUGCGUGACCAGGCAGCCUUCGCCCGCUCGCUCACAGCGCCUGCGCGUGGCCCUUCAGUUCAAGGGUCAGAGAGCAAUGAGGCGGAAGUGGCUCAUAAUCUGAGGUAGCCGCGGCGUCGGCGGCGACAACAACAAGAGGAGCAGCAGCAGCGGCGGAUUUGCCUCUUUUCUCCUCCCUCCUUUUCCUCGCUCGGGCCCCGCCGGCCCGGGAGCCCCUCUAGGGCGGGCCCUAUGAGUGUGUCGCUGGUGGUCCUUCGCUUGGAGCUGGCCGAGAGUUCGCCCGUGCCGGGCGGCUUCCCGUACAGCGCGGCCGGUGAGGCUACUGAAAUGUCUGAUGAGAUCAUCCAGGAGAAAUCGCUUGCAGCUGCCAGAGCCUCCUUGGAAGGAAAGGCGCCUGUCGAAAGAGCAGCCAUAAUUCACCAGCACAUUGGCCGCAGGGAGAUGACAGAUAUGAUCAUUGAGACUAUAACGCCUGAUGCAGAUGAGCUGAAAGCGGCAAUGGAGGAAGGCAAAGCUUCUGAGGCAUCCUCCCCUGAGGACCGAAGUAAGCACAAUGGCCAAAGUGGGAGUGUUGGGACAGCACCAGAUUCCCCCUCGAAGCAGCUUCCAGACCAGAUCUCCUUUUUCAGUGGAAAUCCAUCUGUUGAAAUAGUUCACGGCAUCAUGCACCUCUACAAGACAAACAAAAUGACCUCCUUAAAAGAAGAUGUGCGGCGCAGCGCCAUGCUGUGUAUUCUCACGGUCCCUGCCACGAUGACCAGCCACGACCUCAUGAAGUUUGUGGCUUCCUUUUAUGAAGUCAUCGAACACAUGAAGAUCAUCCGAGACUCCACCCCAAACCAGUAUAUGGUCCUGAUCAAGUUUAGUACUCAGGCGGAUGCAGAUAGCUUCUACAUGACUUGCAAUGGCAGACAAUUCAAUUCCAUAGAAGAGGAUGUUUGCCAGUUGGUCUACGUGGAGAGGGCCGAGGUCUUCAAGUCAGAAGAUGGGGCCAGCCUGCCCGUCAUGGACCUGACUGAGCUUCCCAAGUGCACUGUCUGCCUGGAGAGAAUGGACGAGUCUGUCAAUGGGAUUCUUACCACGCUUUGCAAUCACAGCUUCCACAGCCAGUGUCUGCAGCGGUGGGACGACACCACAUGUCCUGUGUGCCGGUACUGCCAGACGCCAGAACCUGUGGAAGAGAACAAGUGCUUUGAGUGUGGAGUGCAAGAAAACCUGUGGAUAUGUCUGAUCUGCGGGCACAUUGGAUGUGGCCGCUAUGUGAGUCGGCACGCCUACAAGCACUUUGAGGAGACUCAGCACACCUACGCCAUGCAGCUGACCAAUCACAGAGUCUGGGACUAUGCUGGAGACAACUACGUCCACCGACUGGUGGCCAGCAAAACAGAUGGGAAGCUAGUUCAGUAUGAGUGUGAGGGAGACAUUUGUCAAGAGGAGAAGAUGGAUGCCUUACAAUUAGAGUACUCCUACUUGCUAACGAGUCAGUUGGAGUCCCAGCGCAUCUAUUGGGAGAACAAGAUAGUCCGAAUAGAAAAGGACACAGCCGAAGAGAUUAACAACAUGAAGACUAAAUUUAAAGAGACCAUUGAGAAAUGCGACUCACUCGAGCACAAACUGAACGAUUUACUCAAGGAGAAGCAAUCCGUUGAAAGGAAAUGCACUCAGCUAAGCACCAAGGUGUCCAAAUUAACCACAGAACUGAAGGAAGAACAGGAAAUGAACAAGUGUUUGCGAGCCAACCAGAUCUUGCUCCAAAACAAGCUGAAGGAUGAGGAGAAACUGCUGAAGGAGACGUGCGAACAGAAGGACCUGCAGAUCACAGAGGUCCAGGAACAGCUGCGCGAUGUUAUGUUCUACCUGGAGGCACAGCAAAAAAUCAAUCACCUCCCUGCUGAGACUAGGCAGGAGAUCCAAGAUGGACAGAUCAAUAUUGCCAUGGCAUCGGCAGCCAGCUCAUCAGGAGGGGGGUCUGGGAAGCCUUCAUCCCGGAAGGGUAGAGGCAAGAGGGGCAAGUGAGAGAUGAAGGGGAGGCAACUGACCGUACCAAAACUGGCUACAGGGUGGUGGCCAGGGGCCGAGUGAGAGUCACCUGUCAGGCGAAGCAGGCACAAGAGUCUAGCAAGGAAUCAGUGACCAGUUUGCAGAGCCUUUCCUACCCCAGUGCACUAAGCCAGUGGCACUCAGCAGCCCUUAAGAAUCUCUUUCCCUCUGCUGGCUAUCUAGCUACUCAUAGGCAGUAUGUAGUGACUCCUUGGCUGUCUGACCAUAUUUAAUCUCCCCUUCUCUGCUGCAUAACCUGAGAACACUGUGUUCAGUUUUAGAUGUUUGCUUAAAAUCUUAUUUUAAAAUAAGUGCAAAAAACCAGAACGACAAGAGCUUUAGAUUUUUUUCAGGGGGAAAGGAUACUGUGCCUUGCACCUUCUUCAGUAAGCCAGCAGUAAAUCCAGACCCAGGCUUCCUUUAUCUUGGGACAUCUGGUUCAAAAGCAAAUGCAGGCAGUCUCCUUUUGGUAGGCAUGUGCCGGAAGGUGGCAGGAUUUCCAACUGGGUGCAAAAGUGAUGCCUGGCUUUUGUUCCAGGAGCCUUGCUGAAUGUUAAGAGCUCUUAAAACGGGAGUCUUUAUUGGCGUGAGAGCUGCAUCUGUUAGAUGCAUCUUCCUUCAUGAGGCCUUUGUUCUAAGUCUGCCCCCCAAGUUGUAAAAUAUGUUGGGAGCAGGGCUGGCAUAUCAUAGAUGAAGGGCGGGAUUGAUGAAGAACAUUCACCGAACUUUCAAGGGCUGUUUGGAAAGCGGGGUAGAGAAACCAGCUUAAAGGAUGGAAAAUGCACCAAACGUUUGCCAUUUUGAAGUCUUUCAAAUGCCAGUAGCCGAGUAGAAAGGCGAAUGCUUACAACAAAGUCAGGCUUGUUGGUUAGGUAGCUUUCUGGGAAAAUACAAAGCUAACAUUGUGGAUGUCUGAGUUUAUUCAAAAUGCCCUGUUCCUUGUGCUGUGCUAGAGGUGGGGCAGGAGCUGUGUCUAGUGAGUUGCACCCUCUCUCGUCAGUAUUUUUCUGCCUUGAUACCCGACUAUGCAUUGCAUGGGAACAUGUGUAACCAACACCUGAUGACCCCCUUCUCCUUUAAAAAAGCCCCCUCAAUCUGCUUUGGGAGGGGGUGAUUUAGAGUGGAGAAGCAAGUGUGUGCAUGUACUUAACCCUUUCCCCUGCUGCCACUUCUCUGCUUCAUAACUAUCCUGUCCCAAGCUGUGUUUCCACUGUCUGGUUCCAAACAUAUGGUUUCCCUUGCAUUUGGAAACUCAUGGGACCCUUGGGAGUUGGUUAUAUGCAUUUUGUAUGUAAAUUCUAGUUUAGCCCAUAGCAGGAAAUAGCAGAAUUUCAGCAGGCUGUGAGGAAUGACCUUGUUAGCAAAUAUUUUAGAGGCCUGAAAGCUAAAAAAAACUGUUCUAAGGGGAAAAGGGGAGGUGGCUUAAACGAACCUGGGGGAUUUUCUAACCCCUUCUAGCACCUGCAUUUUAAGCAUACAUCCAGUCUCUUCUACUUGCUACCUGAGCACGGCUGCUCUAAUGCCCCUUCAUAAUCUAAGAUAGCUGUGCAUGUGUAGGCUUGUGUGGGUCAUGCUUUGGCAAUGUGAAAUGUUACUUGUUUGCCUGAUAAGCACCAGUGCCUUCUGGGCACGCUACACUUAGUGGUAAGCGUUGCAGGUGCGCAAAGGGGUAGAACAAGUUAAGGCCCUGAUGAUUUUUAAAAAGUGUACACUUUGUAUAGGAGCAGGUAUACUAAUGAACACUGUCCCGCACUGAACGAACCAGAGUCAGAGGAUAAGAUGUUGGUAUUGGUGGCAUUCUGCUAAUUUUGUAGGGUACCUUGAGUAUUGUAGUUUUUUUAAAAAAAAAAUCUAUUCAGGCUACCACCAGCACAUGUAUUUUUUGCUUUGAAAAGGAAAAAAAUGUAUCCCCAAUUUAAUAUAGGCCUACCAAGUUCACUUGAUGCAGUUUGCCACAGGCUAUAUGUAAUACCAGAUUUUUAUCAGACUUGUCUAAGUACACCAAAUGUACUAGCAACUGACACAUUGUUUGCUGAGCUUUUUUCUUUUUCUGAUCAAAUUUUGUAGCAAAAAUGUAUCCUUUUUUAAAGAAAAAGUUUUGUGCACAUGCAUUAUAGAGGGACUCUGGUCAUUUUAAAAGCUAAAUGGUCAGUGUCUCUGUCUCCUAUAGAAAAACUACUCUGCUUAUUUUUUUUGAAACAAUCCUAUUUUUGCACUGGUUCCUCUUGCUUUGUUAUAUGCUCUGUCCUCAUAGGUUCUUCUCCUUUUCUCUUUCCCUCAUUCCUCUGAAGCUAGGAUGAGCAGAGUGCAAUAUUGGUGUGUGCGUGAUGGGAGAUUUUCAUCUAGGCAGAGAGUACAGUUUACAAACUACUAAAUCCAAGUAUAUAAAAAUGAAUCUGAGGGCACCAAAAGUAAUUGUUUGAAAGGGGUUAUUUAUCAGGGAAUCUGUUAGAAAGCUACUAUGAUGAGAUCACAGCAAGCCCAGACACUCCUCAGUGGCAUUAUUAUCCCAGUUUAGGGACUUGUUCUCACAUUCCACUUGCAUCAAGAUCUGGAUUCUUUCUGGAGAAGCAUUGUAUUUCCUCUGAAUUUUUUUUUAGUUUGUAGUCCAAACCUCUUAGAAAUUGAGGGGAGUUGCUUGAGGUCGUAAUUGAAAAUAUGCCACUUUUGUGUUGUGUAGGAACACUCUUAAAUCUGCCAAGCCUUUUACCCAGCUGAGCUGAGAGCAGUUGUAUUUAUUCGGAUAGGCUGGGGUUUGACUGACACUAGCAACACCCGUAGCUAUGUACUUCCUAAAAAGGGGAACUCUGCUGUAACAUCUGCAACAGGACUUCAUUAAACUGGAUAAAUUAUGCACAGUCGCCUUUGAGUACGUGUUUCCCUUGGAUAGCAGGCUUACCAAUAUCUACCAUAAUGCAGAAGGAGGUACAAUGAAGGGCAGGCUUGUGGGUGAAAAGGUGUGCUGUUUCCUUCCUUGGAAUUCUAACAGCUAGAAACACAGGCAGCUGUAGAGUCAGGUUAUUGGUCAGUCUAAUUGACUACUGCCUAAGCAAGGGGGCAAGGACCCUCCUACCUGUAGGUGGACUCUGCCCUCGUCCAGGGUGCGCUCUCUCCCCCCCCCCUCCGUCCUUGGGAUUCUUCCAGCCACUUGCCCUCUUUGGGUGCUUUUGUCUGUCGGGAAUCUCAUUUAACUGUGGUAGUGAUACCUCUUGCUUGAGUAGGUGGAGAAGAGUGGGUGGUAAAUAGAAGAAACCUCUUGGCUUCUGCAUGGCUGGAAUACGGCUUACUAUGGAAAGGUAAUAGUCAAAUUGGUUGGCCUGCUCAACUUCUGUCUGUGGUUCCACCUGCUACACAGCUCCCAGAAAAUUGCCCACAAAGAAAUACGGCCAUCAUGCUGAAAAAGGUUCCCCAUUUGGCUAUACUGACUGGCAGCAGCUCUCUGGGGCUUUAGGUGGUCUUUCUCAGCCCUUUCUAUAGAUCCUGGGGACUGUAUCUGAUACCUUCUGUAUGCAACACAUCUGUUCUUGUAACUACAUGUGAAGCGAACAGACAUGGCUCAGUUCAUAUGUAAUGUCAAACAAUGGUUUUGUAACUGGUCAGUCUUGGGCUCCUCAGCUCAGUCCCUCCCUCACUUCCCAUUUAGCACAUUUGCAGUUAUGGCUGAACCAGCAAACUAUUGUUUGCACAAAACAGGAUCUGAGUCUUCGCAGCAGAGGAGUGACGGAAGGUGGAACUUGGAAGGGAGCAAGGUCAUAUAAUUCCAAAGCGUGACUUCUCUGUCAUUUAUGAAGCACCUAGCCAUAUUUGCUUAACACAGCUUCUAGUUUUCCCACCAGGCCCAGCGGUCAUGAAAACAUCUUGAUGGUGCUUAAACUGUUUCACUGGCUCCUGGAUCAUUUUGAAGCAAGAUUCAAAGUGCUCGUGCUUGCCAUUUAAAACCCUACAGGUUUGGGAGCUGGAUGCUUUUUGCAGGUCAGCUUGCCUGUGGAAUGAAAUUGGCUUUAGAGGCUUUCUCCUUCAGGUGCCUCUGCCUUCUGCGGUGAAUUGGGUGGUGACUGAAGAGAGGACAUUCUCUGUGGUGGCUCACUGCUGUUGAAUGCAGUUCCCAGAAAGGCUGGUCUGGCACUCAGAUGAGGAAACUAUGAAGCUUAUUGCAUGUGAUUACAAAGUGUUAUAAAACGGAGAGAAAAUCGUCCUGCUAAGAGAUAAUAAAUCUUCUUAUUUCAUAAA
Rhineura floridana is the source of this 6324-nucleotide messenger RNA. It is a transcript of the gene BRAP, whose product is annotated as BRCA1 associated protein. Gene Ontology annotation, molecular function: zinc ion binding; ubiquitin protein ligase activity; nucleic acid binding. Gene Ontology annotation, biological process: Ras protein signal transduction; protein ubiquitination. Lineage: Eukaryota; Metazoa; Chordata; Lepidosauria; Squamata; Rhineuridae. Gene Ontology annotation, cellular component: cytoplasm. The record is from RefSeq and is a predicted model, not a curated record. The coding region runs from base 286 to 2070 and encodes 594 amino acids. The transcript has 12 exons.